AUGGCUGGGACCCCAAAACCGCCAGAGCCGGCCCUUGCCCUCGGCGACAAGCUCCACGGCGGCCGCUUCAUCGUUCGCAAGAAGCUGGGCGAGGGCUCGUGUGGAUCUGUUUGGGCCGUCGACACCAUCCCCGGGGCGGUCAAAUACGCGAUGAAGGUCGAGCCCUUCCAGAAGACCAAGGAGGAGGAGAUUCUGCGCAUGGAGUUGUACGUGCUGAAGAAGCUGCAGACGAGCAAACACGUGCCCCGCUUCGUGGCCAGCGGGAGUCAGGCAAAUUUCAGCUUCAUGGUGAUGACGCUGCUGGGGAAGGAUCUGGUGGAUUGCCGGCGGAAGUGUCGUGGCAGAAAAGUGUCCGCCCAGACGACGCUCCGGCUUUCCCUGCAGGCUGUCCAGUCGCUCGAGGAUAUGCACCGGCUUGGCUUCAUCCACCGCGACGUCAAACCGUGCAACUUUGCGCUUGGCCUGAAGAACAACAAAAUGCUGUACAUCAUCGACUUCGGGCUGUGCCGCCAGUUCAUGCUCCCCGACAAGAACGGGAAGAUGAAGCUGCGCGAGGCGAGGGCCAAGGUCUCAUUCCGGGGCACCGUUCGCUACUGCUCGACGAACGUGCACGCCGGAAAGGAGCAGGGCCGUCACGAUGAUCUCUACGGACUCCUCUAUUCGAUGAUUGAGACGGCGACUGGUACCCUGCCGUGGAAGGGAAUGCCCAGGGUCGACUCGGCCAAGUGCAAGGAGAAAACCACCGACGCUGUACUGCUCAAGGGCUGCCCUCCGGCGUUCACCGAAUUCGCCGGCCUCCUCAAGAAGCUCACCUACCCCGACGCGCCGCCCUACGACAAAAUCCGCGCCGCCAUCGCCAAGAACAUCAAGGAGCUUAACGUCAAAAUGACCGACCCGUACGACUGGGAGCGCUUGACGAAAACCGAGCGACGCGCCAACAAGGAAAAGGAAAUGUCGACAAAGGAUGGACCCGAAAAGGACAAGGAUGCGGACAACGACACGACAAAGGAUCUGGCCGAGUCGGUGCUGUCACAGACCAGCGAGAGCAUCAACAACGACGAGGAGGUGGUCGAGGACACGCUCGAUCAGGCACCCGAGCGCAUGAAGACCGAGGAUGGCGACAACCCGAAAAGCCACCAG
Messenger RNA from Mesorhabditis spiculigera, 1140 nucleotides. The record is from the annotation of a GenBank genome assembly. NCBI's taxonomy places the organism in Eukaryota, Metazoa, Nematoda, Chromadorea, Rhabditida, Rhabditidae.